UCUGACACCACCGUCUUACGUACUAUCACUUCGUCGCCUGUAUCACCACAGACAGGAUGCCCGACUGCGACAGAGACGGUUGAGAUAUGCUCGACGUGCAUGGUUCUUCAAUGCAUCACCAUUUCCACCCUGACUCACGGCUGCGGAUGCCCGACGCCAGUGCCCACUGAGUACGUCAGUUUUCCGUGCAAGGGAACGUGUGGCCGAAUCGGAUGCAGCACCAGCUACACCUUCAUCUCAGGCGAAGUGGCAUGCGAUGGCACUCAGAGUGGGAGCGCAGCGCCGGGCACCACCACAUCGACAAUUGAACCGGGUACUGUAACUACGACAGCAGAAGCAACCGGUGAAACGGGACAGUCGACGGGAAGUGGAGGACAAGCAAGUGGUUCAGCUAUGUCGCCAACUGCGGCUCCAAACGCGGCUGGGAGGCUUGCAGUGCCGUUUAGAUUUUGGUGA
Molecule: messenger RNA, 456 nt
Organism: Colletotrichum gloeosporioides
Lineage: Eukaryota; Fungi; Ascomycota; Sordariomycetes; Glomerellales; Glomerellaceae
Exons: 1
Source: RefSeq, a predicted model, not a curated record